CUUUUAGUCUUAUCAGCGUUCUCGAUUGACAAUCAACGGAGCGAGUAAAAUGCCGGUUGUGAUCGCGAGAAGAGUAUGGAUACUUUUACUAAUUUUUACAAGUAUAUUAUUAGCUAUAGCAGACGACGAUGCAUACGUAAUUAGAUCGGAAAGACAACUCGCCGAUCUCAAUUUUAUGCCCACCCUGGGGAACGGUCAUUCAGGCUAUACCGUGCUGGGCGACGCGAUCUUCGUGAAUGGUGUCUAUAAUGGCGAAGGUGGAAAUAGUCGCCGUGCACGCAUUCCCAAUUGGCUCAACCUGAGUGUAGCCACUUUACAGUAUGAAGAAUGGGAACUUGCCAUCAUACCUGAUAGCUAUGAAAUGCAACUACGAGAUGGCUACUUCCGCUGGCAAUUUGCCUAUGGGGCAAAUGGAUUACAACUGCAGUUAGAACAGCGUACAUAUCCACAUCGCUACUAUAAUCGCGCAUUGAUCUAUGAACUUUUUGUGCGUUGCACCGGCGCUAUAGAUCCACUUCUGGUGAAGUUAAACCAAAAAUCAGGAAGUAGAAGCGAAGCUUUCGAUUUUUCAUCAUUAAAAAAUGCUAAUGGAAUAGUGAACUAUAAGACUUUGCAAGGUAGAACAAGGCAGGUAGAGCAGCCAGAUUUUCAGUCGGACCUAAGAACGAUUUUCGUGGUAUUUAGUGAUGAUUGGGAAAAUGAACGAACUUUUGAAGUGGCAGCAGGGCAAGAAGAAUUUUAUUACCGCUAUGUGAUUACGGUUGACGAGAAAGAAGAGGUGGCUCGGCGGGAAAUGGAAGAAGUUAUGAAACUUUCCUCCACGGAGCUGUUGGAAAAACAUACACAGGAAUGGCACAAGUUCUGGCUGGAUUUUAACAUACAGAUUAAUGGAAAUAUAGAAUUGUCACGUAUAACUAAUGCCGGUAUAUUCUAUUUGGCCAACUCUCUGCCAUCAUUGCACACAAAUCAACCGAACGGUGCUUAUUUUGGUCUCAGCCCGACCGGAUUGGGACGUGGACAGCUUGAUGCAGACUAUCAGGGGCAUAAUUUUUGGGAUACAGAAAUCUGGAUGCUACCUGUUGUGACGCAAUUCAACACCGACUGGGCUGAACAGCUUUUUCAGUACCGUUUAGAACAUUUACCAAGCGCACGCUAUAAUGCCAAUCGAACAGGCUACCGAGGUGCACGCUUUCCUUGGGAGAGCGCCUACACUGGCACUGAAGUGAUCAACGUUUGUUGUCCUGAAAUUGCUACACAAGAAAUUCACAUCUCACCGGAUAUUUUAUUUGCAUUGCAACAGCAUUACGCCUUAACGCAUUCCACUGAGUGGCUAUGUCGUGUUGCCUGGCCAAUAGCGCAGGAGAUAGCUGAGUUCCUAGUUAGUCGAGUGGUUGAUGAUGGACAGAAAUAUCAUAUAAAAGAUGUCAUGGGUCCAGAUGAAGAUCACUCGGAUGUAACUGAUAAUGUCUACACAAAUGUGGUAGUCAAGACCGCGCUAGAAUUCGCUGGCUUUGCGCGUUCCAAGUGCGUGAAGAGUGCAACUCUUCCAGACAUUUGGCUUGACAUUGCAGAGCGUAUGACUAUAUUAUACGACAAAGAACUGGAUUAUCAUCCGCAGCAUUUGGGUUACGAAAGCGAUGAGAUUGUUAAACAGGCUGAUGUAAUUUUGCUCGGUUACCCCUUACAAUAUGCAAUGUCAAAUUCGACCCGAUUAAACGAUCUUAACACCUAUGAGCGCGUCACUCGUGAGUCAGGUCCUGCCAUGUCAUGGUCGAUGUUUGCCAUAAACUUUCUGGACGUUAACGAGUUAGAAAAAGCUAGCACAUAUUUUCAAAAGGGCUACACAGAGUAUGUGCGACCGGAAUUUAAGGUUUGGAGUGAAAACCAAAUUGGCUACGAAGGCUCUGCCAACUUUCUCACCGGCAUCGGUGGCUUUUUGCAGACUGUUAUCAAUGGUUAUGGUGGCAUACGUUAUCGUUUGGAUGGACAUCAGUCAUUAAUGGCAAUCCAAAAACUGCAUUCAAUACCAACAACUGAGGGAUUUACUAUCAACGGUCUUAAAUUUGCGCGAUCGAAGUUUUCCCUAAAGAUUCAUGCAAAUAGCACAGCAACUUUAAGCUGUUUGGAAAAAGGCGAUUUAGACAUAGAACUAUCAGUCGGCUCACAAAAGUAUGUGAUAUCGGCCAGUUUUUCAAUUAACCUAGAUGACAAUGUCGCGUAUCUACGCACCGUCUAAAUAAAUAAAGGUGAAGUUGAAUUUUUUACGCACAUCCGUUUUAUUAUACAUAGACGCUCGGAGAAAAUGAAAUCAUAAAAUGGAAUUACAUACAUACAUACAUAUGGUAUUAUUACUUCGUUAUAUACUGUUAUGUGUACUGAAUUAGAUGGGUUAAAUUAAGAAUGUCCGUUUGGGCUAUUGCA
Molecule: messenger RNA, 2421 nt
Organism: Rhagoletis pomonella (apple maggot)
Lineage: Eukaryota; Metazoa; Arthropoda; Insecta; Diptera; Tephritidae
Product: protein-glucosylgalactosylhydroxylysine glucosidase
Exons: 13
Coding region: 50-2236 (728 amino acids)
Biological process (GO): carbohydrate metabolic process
Molecular function (GO): catalytic activity
Source: RefSeq, a predicted model, not a curated record